UCCGAUGACAGUCGUAAUGCCAAAGAAAGAGUUAGAAACAAAGGAACCGGUUAAGAAAAAGAAUGCAGGGUAUGUAAAGGAAGUGGUGACUUAUAUGGUGAUGGAUGAUUUAGUGGUGAAACCAAUGUCCACCAUUUCUAGCAUUACCCUCAUUAAUAAGUUUGGUGUGAAGGAUCUGAGUCAACUUGAAGAAAAGACUGUUUCUUUUGGAAAAGAUGAGGGUCUGAAGCUCUUGGAGGCAUCUCUGAAGACCAAGAAAGUGCUGACAACUAUCUUUAUGCAUUAAAAUAUAGUUAUGGAUCUGGUUUAUGAAAGUCUUUUGAUGUGUUUCUAUUUGAUGGUGGUAUGUAUGUGAGUCCCCCUUGUGGAUUAGAACUUAGUUAUCUUCUUUUGUCCACCACCCGAAGGUAAUGACUUAUCAUUUUAAGAUGAAA
This is a messenger RNA of Helianthus annuus (common sunflower), 434 nucleotides long. RefSeq lists its product as uncharacterized. The coding region runs from base 5 to 286 and encodes 93 amino acids. The record is from RefSeq and is a predicted model, not a curated record. The transcript has 2 exons. Lineage: Eukaryota; Viridiplantae; Streptophyta; Magnoliopsida; Asterales; Asteraceae.